This is a messenger RNA of Daphnia magna, 869 nucleotides long. Its product is annotated as heat shock 70 kDa protein 4L-like. Lineage: Eukaryota; Metazoa; Arthropoda; Branchiopoda; Diplostraca; Daphniidae. Gene Ontology annotation, molecular function: ATP-dependent protein folding chaperone; ATP binding. Gene Ontology annotation, cellular component: nucleus; cytosol. The coding region runs from base 143 to 721 and encodes 192 amino acids. The transcript has 4 exons. The record is from RefSeq and is a predicted model, not a curated record. Gene Ontology annotation, biological process: protein folding.
CAAUCCAACCAAAGGCCUUUCAACUUCAUCCUCGAUCCACUGACCUGCCAAAUGCCGAACAGCCCGUCAUGUCGCUUUCGUUGAUUUUGGUUCUUCGGCUUUGCAGGUUGCUAUUUCAGCAUUCCACAAAGGCAAAGUGAAGAUGUUGGCCUGCACCUUCGAUCCUGCCUUGGGAGGACGCUCUAUCGAUAUUGCCAUCGCUCAUCAAUUGGCACAAGGAUUUAACAAGCCAGGAAGCGAUGUGACCAAAAACAAGCGUUCCUGGAUUCGUCUCUUAGCUGAGGUUGAUAAAUUGAAACGUCAAAUGUCUGCGAACGUCUCUGCCCUUCCUAUUAACGUCGAAUGCCUGAUCGAUGAAAGAGAUUUCUCUGCAAAGAUGAAAAGAUCCGACAUGGAAGAGCUUUGCGCCCCUCUCUUCGAACGAGUUGAAAAAACAUUGCGACGAUGUCUUGCCGAAUCGGGACUGAAACAGGAAGAUAUUUCUGAGAUUGAACUUAUUGGUGGCUCGACUCGUAUCCCAGCUGUCAAAUCACUAAUCGAGCAGGUCUUUGGCAAACCACCCUCCACAACUCUGAAUCAGGACGAAUGCGUUGCCCGUGGCGCUGCUAUUAUGGCUGCCAUGCUGUCUCCCAGUUUCAAGGUCCGUGAAUUCUCUCUUACCGAUCUUCAGCCCUAUGCAAUCAACUUGAAUUGGAGCGGCGAAGACGUUGAGCACGGGUAAGUUUAUCUUUUAAUUUGUCGCAUGGAUGGGCGCUCCGUAUUGAAAACUAUUGCUAAAUUUCAUAAAGCUUUACAUAAUUUUGCUUGGACAAUCAUGUGUAAGUGGUGUAUAAAAUGAAAUGCGUGUUGAAUACAAAUUUUAAAUCGCG